AUGAUAUUUACGGAAAAAUGUUAUUUAAUUGUAAUUAAUAAUAUAUUUAUAGAAUAUGACGAGUUAGAAAAGAAUAUAGCUAAAAUUGAAAGUGAAAUUCCUUGUUUAUAUGAGAAACUAAAAUCACUUUCUGAACCGUUAGCUGAAAUUACAAACGAAUACAUUAGAAAUUCAGAUGCAACUGCUGAAAAAAUUCGUGAGAUUGAGACUCUAAGGUUUCGUUUGCUCAAAUUUUUGCCAUCACAUAAAAGAACUCAAACCGUUUUGGAUGCGAUGAAGAGAUUUGCUAUUUUAUAA
Messenger RNA from Schistosoma mattheei, 297 nucleotides. The record is from the annotation of a GenBank genome assembly. NCBI's taxonomy places the organism in Eukaryota, Metazoa, Platyhelminthes, Trematoda, Strigeidida, Schistosomatidae.